Lathyrus sativus (Indian pea) is the source of this 1833-nucleotide messenger RNA. The record is from the annotation of a GenBank genome assembly. Lineage: Eukaryota; Viridiplantae; Streptophyta; Magnoliopsida; Fabales; Fabaceae.
AUGCAUUCUCUGAAGUCUCAUCGUGUACUAUUCUCCCUUCGUUUAUUGCUAUCAUCAACCCUCAAACCAAACCCUAUCCUUAUUCCUUCUUUCCCAUUCUCCUCCUCUUCAUCUUCUUCGUGGUUAUCACAACCCGGAAACCCACUCAUUCACUGGCCAUCACUCCCAUCAAACCAACCCAACCCCGCUCCAAACCCAAACCCAAUUUCAAAACCCGACACUCCCACUUCCAACCCCACUUUCUCCCCCGACGAUUUCUCUCUCAUUUCGAACCUCUUCACCAACCCAUCCAUCUCUCCCGGUUCAGACCUCCACACCAAACUAAACCAAACCAGAAUCAAACCGGAUUCCCCUCUCCUCCGCGCCGUGUUCCAACAUUUCGCCUCCUCGCCCAAAUUACUACACUCGCUUUUCCUAUGGGCCGAGAAUCAACCCGGGUUCAGACCCGAUUCGAGUCUGUUUGACUCGGUGGUUAACGCUCUUGCGAAAAUGAGGGAGUUUGACUCCGCUUGGACUCUUGUUCUUGAUCAAAUUCAUAGAGACGAUGGAGAAGAUGAGAAAUUGGUCUCGGUCGCUACAUUUGCCAUCAUGAUUCGACGCUAUGCUCGCGCUGGUAUGCACAAGCCUGCAAUUAGGACGUUUGAGUUUGCAAAAGAUAAUAAGUCAAUUGUAGAUACAGGAUCAGAAAUGAGUUUAUUUGGGAUAUUGAUUGAUUCACUUUGCAAAGAAGGGUCUGUUAGGGAAGCUUCUGAGUAUUUCUUUAGGAGGAAGGAGAGAGAUCUGGGUUGGGUUCCAUCAAUUCGGAUUUAUAACAUAUUGUUAAAUGGAUGGUUUCGAGCGAGGAAACUCAAACAUGCUGAGAGACUUUGGGAAGAGAUGAAGAAGGAGAAUGUGAGACCGAGUGUUGUGACAUACGGUACCCUUGUGGAAGGAUAUUGUCGAAUGCGCCGUGUUGAAAAGGCGCUUGAGAUGAUUGGCGAAAUGACCAAAGAGGGAAUUGAACCAAACGCAAUUGUAUAUAACCCUAUAAUCGAUGCAUUGGCGGAAGAUGGGAGAUUUAAAGAGGCUUUGGGUAUGAUUGAGCGUUUUCAUAUUUUGAAAAUAGGUCCUACUCUUUCAACUUACAAUUCUCUGGUGAAGGGUUUUUGUAAGGCAGGAGAUCUUGAAGGUGCUAGUAAGAUUCUAAAAAAGAUGAUAAGUAGAGGUUUCCUUCCAAUCCCCACUACCUAUAAUUACUUUUUUAGGUACUUUUCAAGAUGCGGAAAAGUUGAUGAAGGAAUGAACCUGUAUACCAAGAUGAUUGAAUCUGGACAUACCCCGGAUCGUCUAACUUACCAUCUUGUGUUGAAGAUGUUAUGCGAAGAGGAGAAGUUAGAGUUGGCAGUUCAAGUUAGCAAGGAAAUGAAGCAUAAGGGAUGUGACAUGGACUUGGCUACGAGUACCAUGUUAACUCAUUUGCUAUGCAAAAUGCAUAAGUUGGAAGAGGCUUUUGCAGAAUUUGAGAGCAUGAUAAGAAGAGGAAUAGUUCCUCAAUAUCUUACAUUUCAAAAAUUGAAUGUUGAGCUAAAGAAACAAGGUAUGACUGAAAUGGCUCGAAAACUUUGCCAUUUGAUGUCUUCUGUUCCACAUUCUUCCCACUUGCCAAAUACAUAUGGUGAAGUCAGAGACAAUGCACAUGCACGUAGGAAAUCUAUAAUUCAGAAAGCCAAAGCAGUUUCUGAUUUGCUGAAGGACCCCAAAAAACUUGAUAAGUUUAGAAGUUCAUCGGAAGAUGCUGUCUCAAGUGCAAACUGUUUGAUAGAGGAUAUUGAGAAAAAGACGGAUGUAAGAUGA